Syngnathoides biaculeatus (alligator pipefish) is the source of this 6821-nucleotide messenger RNA. RefSeq names its product cache domain containing 1 (gene cachd1). The record is from RefSeq and is a predicted model, not a curated record. The transcript is spliced from 27 exons. The coding region runs from base 333 to 4247 and encodes 1304 amino acids. NCBI's taxonomy places the organism in Eukaryota, Metazoa, Chordata, Actinopteri, Syngnathiformes, Syngnathidae. Gene Ontology annotation, molecular function: voltage-gated calcium channel activity. Gene Ontology annotation, cellular component: voltage-gated calcium channel complex.
AUCUGUCGGACUCGUCGUUUCCACGCCCCCUCCUCUCACCCCCAUUGUGGACGAUCUCAGCCGGCCACACUCAUGCAGCCAGACUUCCAGGAGUUUGCGGAGCGGCCAGGCCAAGCUUUUAAGAGAAAACAAAUCUCUUCCAUUCAUGGAUCUAUGUUUUCCUCCUCGGGUAUUUUGAGGACGGACAAUGUUUCGUGUCGACCGGCAUUUUGGAGCGUCAUCCCAGAGGGAAAGGCUACUCGUCCUCCGCAGCACAAAGUUGUAAAAAAGUAGUGCCCGUCUUUCACUCGCUCACAGUCGGCGCUGGUCCCACUUGAAGAGUCCUGACUAUCAUGGCGAGGCGGAGCAGGUACUGCGUUUGGCGUUCGACGCCGAAGUCGAGCGCUCCUUUCCGGGAUACGCUGAUCGGUCUUCGCGGGAGCGUGACUGCUUGUUUGUGGAGCUUCGCGUUUCUCUGCUCGGCUCUUUCUUUUGGAUUAUGUCGAAGCGACGCGGAGUUUUCCAUUCUGGAAGAAGCACAAGUUUUGUCCGAGCAGAUGAAGAAGCUCUCCACACAGGAGCUUGGAGUCUUUACUAUGCAGAGGAUUUUCAACUCCUUUGUGUACACCGAGAAGACAUCAAACGGGGAGACAGAAGUCCAACAGCUAGCCAAGAAGAUUCGGGAGAAGUUUAACCGCUACCUUGAUGUGGUGAACAGGAACAAACAGGUGGUGGAGGCCUCGUACACGGCUCACCUCACCUCUCCUCUCACUGCAAUACAGGACUGCUGCGCCAUACCAACAUCUAUGAUGGAAUUUGAUGGAAAUUUCAACACCAAUGUAUCCAAGACCAUCUGCUGUGACAGACUCUCGCCAACAGUGAACAGCCGAGCUUUCAACCCCGGAAGAGACCUCAACUCAGUGUUGGCAGACAACCUGAAAUCCAACCCAGGGAUCAAGUGGCAGUAUUUCAGCUCCGAGGAGGGCAUCUUCACUGUGUUCCCGGCCCACAAAUUCCAUUGUAAAGGAAGUUAUGAACAUCGCAGCAGACCCGUGUAUGUUUCUGCAGUACGACCGCAAUCUAAACAAGUUGUUGUGAUGGUGGAUCACGGCGCAUCUGUUACUGAAACUCAACUUCAAAUUGCCAGAGACUCAGCGUUGGUUAUCCUGAACGCAAUAGAUGAACAUGACAAGAUUGCCGUUCUGUCAGUGGCAGAAAUGGUCCGCUCCUGCUCUCUGGACCAGUGCUAUAAGAGUCUUCUUUCUCCAGCCACCAGUGAGACAAAGAGGAAGAUGAGCACCUUCAUCUCAAACAUCAAAUCCUCUGAUGGGACAACACAACAUGCAGCAGGGUUCCAAAGGGCUUUUCAGCUUCUUAGAAACACCAGCACCCUCAGCAAGCAGAGCACCAGCACAGACAUUGUUAUCAUCUACCUGUCCUCUGGGAUUACAUCUCGAGAGUCAUCAGAGCAGGAAAAGAAAGCAACCCUCAGUGUGGUCAAAGAAGAGAACAGACACUUCAACAACUCCGUCAUGAUCCUCACGUAUGCACUCAUGAAUGAGGGAAUAACAGGUCUGAAGGAGCUGGCCUUCCUACGAGACCUCGCAGAGCAGAAUUCAGUGAAGUAUGGCGUUGACCGCUUUCCUGUGGCUUCCUCAUCUGGAUCAGCCGCAGCUCCCAUGAUGCCUGUUGUGAAGGGCAGCAUGAUGGUCCUCAACCAGCUUAGCAACCUGGAGACCUCAGUGGGCCGCUUCUACAUCAACUUGCCCAACCGUAUGAUCGACCUCGUCCGGUUCAGUCUGCCUUAUGUUGACCCAAUGGGAGACGGUUUUAUUAUGACUGUGAGUCGGCCCUGUUAUUUCGGGAACCUGCUCCUUGGUGUGGUCGGAGUGGAUGUAAACCUUGCCUACAUUUUGGAGGAUGUCACGUAUUAUCAAGACUCUCUGGCUUCAUACACAUUCCUCAUCGACAACAAAGGUUAUACCCUGAUGCACCCAUCAUUGACGCGGCCUUACCUGAUGACUGAGCCUCCUCUUCACACAGACAUUAUCCACUAUGAGAAUAUUCCUGGAUUCCAUGUUGUACGAAGGAACAUCCUCAACCUCCCACUGGGCAGCCAGGUCAUCGCUGUUCCAGUCAAUUCAUCUUUGUCCUGGCACACUAACCGACUCCGAGACAACAGCAAAUUUGCGUACAAUGUCAGCUACGCUUGGAAGUUGGUUCAGGACACGUCGUUCAUCUUGUGCAUAGUGUACGUGCAGCCAGAGAUUCCAGUGAAACACCUCAAAAACCUCAACACCGCUCCCAGCUCCAAGCUCCUGUACCAUCGUUUAGACCUAUUGGGUCAGCCCAGCUCUUGCCUCCAUUUUAAACAGCUUGCAAGUGUUGAAUCCCCCACAGUGAUGCUGGCAGCUGGUAGCUUCUCAUCUCCCUAUGAGCACCUCAGUCAGCCAGAAACAAAGCGCAUGGUGGAGCACUACACGGCCUACCUGAGUGAUAACACUAGGCUCAUCGCCAACCCGGGCCUCAAGUCCUCUGUCAGGAACGAGGUUAUGGCAACCAGUCACGUCACGGAUGAGUGGAUGACACUAAUGGAAAUGAGUAGCCUCAACUGCUACAUUGUGAGGCGUUACAUAGCAACGCCCAGUGGGGUGCUUCGGAUUUACCCAGGAUCAUUGAUGGACAAAGCCUUUGACCCGACCCGCAGACAAUGGUACCAGCAUGCUGUUGCUAACCCGGGCCUCAUCACCUUCACUGGGCCUUACUUGGAUGUGGGUGGCGCCGGCUAUGUUGUUACCAUCAGCCACACUAUCCAUACCUCAAGCUCUCAGAUGUCCCCUGGCUAUGCAGUUGCAGUGAUGGGUAUAGAUUUUACCCUACGCUACUUCUAUAAAGUUCUAUUGGAUCUUCUUCCCAUUUGCAACCAGGACAAGGGAAACAAGAUCAGGUGCUUUAUAAUGGAGGACAGAGGUUAUCUGGUGGCCCAUCCCACUCUCAUCGACCCAAAAGGCCAUGCCCCUGCUGAGCAACAGCACAUCACACACAAGGAGCCUUUGGUUGCCAAUGACAUACUGAACCAUCCCAACUUUGUGAAGAAAAACCUAUGCAACAGCUUCAGUGAUCGCACUGUGCAGCGCUUCUACAAGUUCAACACUAGCAUCAUGGGGGAUUUGACCAACCUUGUCCACGGCAGCCAUUGCUCUAAGUAUCGUUUGACCCGAAUACCUGGCACCAACGCCUUUGCCGGUAUUGUCAAUGAGACUUGUGAUUCUUUAGCUUUCUGCGCCUGCAGCACAGUGGAUCGCCUUUGUCUCAACUGCCACAGAAUGGAGCAGAAUGAGUGUGAGUGCCCAUGUGAGUGCCCUCUGGAGGUGAAUGAGUGUACUGGUAACCUUACCAAUGCUGAAAACCGAAAUCCUAGCUGUGAGGUUCAUCAGGAACCAAUCAGUUUGAAUGUGAUCGAUCCCAGUCUUCAGGACACACUCCCUCAAUGUAUCAACACCCGCUGCAGCCAGAGAUACAGUAGCAGCGACUGCUUUGGUGUUUUGGACUGUGAGUGGUGCAUGGUGGACAGCGAUGGAAAGACCCAUCUAGACAAGCCAUACUGUGCCCUACAGAAGGAGUGCUUUGGGGGUAUUGUCGGUGCAAAGAGUCCUUAUGUCGACACCAUGGGCCUCCUUGAUGAAGAGGUGACAUCUCUGAACAUGAUCAAGAGUGCCCCUGUGGGUCCAGUUGCUGGGGGUAUUAUGGGAUGCAUCAUGGUGCUGGUACUGGCUGUUUAUGCGUACAGACAUCAGAUCCACAGGCGCUCUCACCAGCACAUGUCGCCACUGGCGGCACAAGAAAUGUCAGUGAGAAUGUCCAACCUGGAUAAUGACAGAGAUGAGAGGGAUGAUGACAGCCAUGAGGACCGAGGCAUAAUAAGUAAUACUCGAUUUAUUGCUGCGGUGAUCGAGAGGCACACCCACACUCCAGAACGUCGACGGAGGUACUGGGGCAGAUCUGGCACAGAGAGUGACCAUGGCUACAGCACCAUGAGUCCUCAAGAGGACAGCGAAAAUCCAUCGGGCAACAACGACCCGCUUUCGGCCGGCGUCGAUGUCGGUAUCCACGACGACGACCUGGAGCUGGACACCCCCCCUCAGACGGCAGCCUUACUUAGCCACAAAUUCUACCCUUACCGGCACACCCACACACACCAUCACCCGCUGCACACGCACCACCUCCAAGCGGCGGUCACCGUUCACAGUGUGGAUGCGGAGUGCUGAUCCGCCAUUGGGAUGGAAUUUCAGAAACAUUAUUUAGACACUCCACAACAAGCUCGUCGCCGUUGCCAGUAACUCCUCCCCUCCCUACCCCACAGACCUGAACGCAACGUGUGUUUUACACAAAGUGAAAAUUAGCAAGCGUUCUUUUUUACUUUGUUUUUUUGAAGGAAUCGGGGCUUCUGGACUCGUUUAAGAGAAAUCUUAAAAAACAAAUAAAGCACAUUUCCGGGGAUGUUCGUCGGAUCAUCCGCUGGCUAAAAACUCGUGAAGCUUAAUUUCCCCGUGGAGGGACAACAUGGACACGAAGCAGCGGAUUUAUCUGAAACUGAGCCACAAAGUUCUUAGCUGCCAUCACUGCUGGUUGACAGGACCACCUCUUAUCACCUCUGACUGUAUAAUCUCAUCCAUAUUCAUCCAUUUUACAAUGGAAAAAAUAUAUUUCACUCAUUUACAGACCAAGAAAAAAAUCAGUUAAAGAUAAAAAAAAGUAUUUAUUCAUGAUUGCCAGACAGAUGAAAGACCUGCGUGCAGUCAUGAUGUGAUAUUUAUCUACACCCCCAUCUAUACACACACACACACACACACACACACGCACACACAUUUUGGGGUCUCAUUGGUAUGUAAACAAUGAGCCCUAAUCUGGUUCUGUGUGAUUGCAAGCCAUUUGAGCAUGUAUUAGAUAUCCAUUUUAAAAUUCCAUGUACUAAUCCACUCUUUGUCUUCCCUCUUAAGAAUAUUCAGUACACUAGUAGUUUUACAGGUAGUUUUUUUUUUUCCUUCUCUACAACUGCAUACUUUGUAGAGCAACCAGAUGUUACUGGAUAGACAAACCUGUACACACGUUGACAAAUGUGUGCUACUGGUGAGAAAUUACCAAUGGUGUCGGUGUUGUCUACUAGUGAGGACAAACUAUGUACUAGUACAUGGACUUAAAGAUGGCUAUCAAGGAUAGCGAAUAAAUGCUCAAACGACUUUCCGUACUUCAACUGGAACUUUUUUCUGGAUGGGACAUUCUUUCCGUGUUCUCUCACAACAAGAAAGUUGGCAGCCUUUGCAGUGUCACUACCAUAGCCGGUACAAGUUCAGCAGAACCAAACGCUGGUGGGUUUUCACUGUUUUCUGACACCUGGGGAGACUUUUGGUGUGUGUGCAGAAUUUUACCGGUCUUAGAAAUUCAGAAAUGCCCCAAGUUGAAAAUUGUUGUUGAAGAAGAAUGGGAGGGGAUUUGCUGCUGUUUUACUGAGGAGAGGCCCGUCUGCCAGCUCUUCUGUGGUUAACCACUCAAAUGUGUUUUUUUUUUUUUUUUUUGUGGACGUUUCUCUUUAUGUGGUUGCUGAUACACACAAGAAGAAUGACGGCAAGAGCUUUUGUUUACUUUUUGUUAGCGUGCGUGCAUUUUGAUUGUAUUUUUCCUCAAGGUAGAGAAAAUAGUUGAUUAAUCCACUUCGAUUUUUUUUUCCUCCUGAUGAAGUCACACAACCCAAUCUGCGCUCAGUGGCCUCGAUUGUUUGUGCGAUCGAACUUUGACUUUUUGGUACAGAGAUACUUUAUGAAGUGUAAAGGGAGAGUCAUAACUAGCUACCAUGGCAUUUUUUUGUUGUUGCCAAGUAAUCCUCAAACGAUCUUCUGAUAAUCAGGUCGAUAUGGAAGUGUGUGUUCACGGUGUCUUGCUAUAUUUUGGAUGCCUUGUUAAUAAUGUUUUAGGGUUCAUUUUUGUUUAGGUCCAUAUUGGAUGGAAGUUAUUACAUGGAAGAUUUCUUUUUCAUAUGAGGUUUUCAAAAGUUUUAAGGUGUUUUGUCAGAGCUACAAAAGCUUAUUGUGGAGAGCGGUACAUUUUUACGCAGACCAAGAACUAAAGCAAUGAGCAAUGCAAGCCCGACAUGCUACAUUAAUUUUCAUUACUGUAGUGUGCUUCCAGAAUUAGAAACACAAUGCGAAUCCGUCAAACCAGCAAGGAGGUCGAUUAGUAUCACACCAAUGAGAAACCAAAAAAAAAAAAAAAAUACUGCAAGACUGAAUCACACAGUUUGUGAUUUUCAUGAUAAUAGCAUUGUAUUUAAAAUCAUCUCUAAAGUGAGAUGCAAGAAAAUGAAGAAAAAUGGUAAUUUUAUGAGUAUAGUCGCAAUAUUAAGAGCAUGAACUGAUACCUGCACACAUUAAAUUACAACUUUUCCCUCAUGAUAUUAGACUUUUCUUUGUUACACACAAACACUUGUCUCUUAAUAUGAUGAUUAUUCUCAUAACAGUCCCCCUAGUACAUCUUUGUACUCUCGUAAUAAUAGCUACCCGUUUCUUCCUGAAUAUUAGACUAUUCUUGCUCAUUGAAUGCUUUGGCUGCAGUUUACUUAAGUCAUAGUUCCAGUCCAGGCAGAUGUAUUGGAAAAUUCUGUUUUUUUGUUUCCAAAUCAUUUUAAACUCUUGUCUUUGGGCAUUUUUUCCCCUGGAAAGUGUCAGUUUUAAUUUUUUACCAGCUGUUUAUAUGUCCUGUGUGCGAGUCUACAGACAUAACAUUAAAUCAUGUACUGAAGGAUGUGCAUCACUCCCCAAUGUACUGUGUCAUAAAAAUUUAUCAAC